Molecule: messenger RNA, 2981 nt
Organism: Castor canadensis (American beaver)
Lineage: Eukaryota; Metazoa; Chordata; Mammalia; Rodentia; Castoridae
Source: RefSeq, a predicted model, not a curated record
UGAUGGGGGGUGAAUUCAACUAUGAUAUAUUGUAAGAACUUUUGUAAAUGUACCCCCAGCACAACAAUAAAAAAAAGAAAAAAAAAAGACUUGGAGAGGCCAGAGGUCUUAUACCAGCAGGAGAGAACACAGAGCUCUGGAAAUGUCUUUUAACAUGACUUCAUUUUAAUCUACGUGGCAGUGGAGUAAAAUAUUCUUGGGUAUUUUGAUGUGCUUCUUGGGGAUAUUCUGCCAUGUGUUCACCAAACAAGUUCAUUUUGCACUACCACUGUACCCAUGGGACACUCAGAUCUCCUCCUGGUCCCUAAGUUCUGUAACCUCCUAUGUGUGGUGACUUGCUACUUUGAUCUAGAGACCUUCUCUGCCCCAGCAUCCCAUCACCCCAUGCUACUGUAACCAUGACCCUGAGGAUGCCCAGAUUGCGACUGUGAUUUCUACUACAGAACCACAUAUUGGGUGUCAGCAGUCACACUUCCCCCCAACUGUGUCAGCUCUUUCUCCAAAGUGUACCUUGCCCCUCCGAUGUGCAGAUGUGUAUGUUCUUUGUGCCUGCACGUUUAGAACAGGCUUUUCCAUUUCCAGAAUAUUUUAGUGUUUAAUGUGCUUGAAAUCUCACAGACUCAGUAGCAAUUUGGGAAUUUUAUUUUAUUUUGAAGGGGAGGAAGGCUUAUUUCUGGUGGGAUUUUUAUGGUGCCAUUCUAAGCAAACACUCCCAUAGGAAGUAUAUCAAAUACAUUCUCUGUGCGUGUUCAUUUCCCUUCCCAAUUUAGAUGGACAGCAUCUCUGGAGCCUUCAGAAUUUCUGCAGGAGCCUAUUGGGCCCCUCUUGUUAAUGAGCUUGUCGUGACUUCUUAUUCUGUAUGUGGCAGGAAAAGUAUCCCCAGAUAAGCUAGGGCAGAUUCUAAAGUGUGUGAAAGGAAUUUUCAUGCAAUUGGAGGACAUACCAUGUACUCAAAACUCAAAACAGGUUUAUAUGUGUGAGAAGAGGGAAAAAGAUGUGUCUGUGAGAGGAGAAGUGAACUUAGGUGCAACAAUAAAGCCAAAGUAUGGAAGCAAAAAAAAAAAAAAACGCUCUUGCUUUCUAUAUCGUGAGCUCACUUGUGAUUAAGCCUACUUAAUGAAUAGUGGGGAAAAAUUCUCAAUUGUCUUGAGUGUUAACUACCAUUUCUGUUACUCUUUAUGUGUGUAAUUCAUCCUAGUCAGAACAAAAGAAAUGUUAAUUUUACGAUGAUGUACAGUACACAGAGCAACUGCCGCAUAUUAUCAUUUCAUCUUUACCAGAUCCUUGAGGUUGUCUUCCCCAUUUUUGUGAGUGACUUGAGCCUUAGAGGGGACAAGAGACUUGCUUAGAAGUAAGGCCAGUAAAUGUCAGGUGCAGGACUUAUGAGUCCUGUCCAAUGAUCUCCCCUCCCAUCUCCAUGUCUUGCCUUACUUUUCUCCUCCCUCCUCUCUUUUCUUCCUUUACCCCUACUUGCUUCUUCUCCUCUCCUCUCCCUCCCCAUUCCUUCACUGAGUAAUCCUUUGGUUUCUUUCUGUUUUAUGUCACUAUCUGUCUCAUAAAUGUAACAGAUUAUGCAGGUGGGUUUUCGUAAGAAAUGUUAUGUUGUUAUGUUAUGAAAAGCAUCCCUCUCAUUGGCAGUAACCCUUAGCAAAGAAAAAAAUGUCUGGUAAUAGUGCUGACUGGGGUUGGAGCUCAAGACCUGAUGUAGGUUUCUGGUAAGACACCAUUAAGUUUGCUGCUGACUUUUUACUCAGUCCAGUGGAGAGGGCUCUGAGGGAGGGAGGCCAAAUAAAUAAAUCAGGACAAUGCUUACAGGAAAGUAGUACAUGAGAAUAGGCCUUAAUAUUGCUGACAGGGUUGCUGUUUACACAUGAAUAUGUGCUUGAGUGAGGCUUGUACUGGACCUUUUAUGUGCAGGUGGGCCACUAGCCUGAUGCUUCGAUUCAAGCCUUGAGUUCUAUCUUUGUGCAAGCUUGCCUUGGGAGAUGAGCCACUCACAGAAUUGUCCGAGGGCUGAAGGCGUCUGCUGUCUUCUCAAGAAGGCUGCGUUCACUGCAACGGAGCUGGAGUUUGCCCAAAUCAUCAUCAUUGUGGUGGUGGUCACGGUGAUGGUUGUUGUCAUCGUCUGCCUGCUGAAUCACUACAAAGUCUCCACACGGUCCUUCAUCAACCGCCCAAGCCAGAGCAGGAGGCAGGAGGACCCGCUGCAGCCGGAAGGGUGCCUGUGGCCUUCUGACAGCUCCGUGCCACGGCCUGGGGCCUCAGAGAUCAUGUACACCCCUCGGGCCAGGGACAGGUUCGCUGCCUCCCCGUUUAUCCAGAGGGACCGGUUCAGCCGCUUCCAGCCUACCUACCCCUACGUGCAGCACGAGAUCGACCUGCCUCCCACCAUCUCUCUGUCUGAUGGAGAGGAGCCGCCUCCUUACCAGGGACCCUGCACCCUGCAGCUCCGGGACCCCGAGCAGCAGAUGGAGCUCAACCGGGAGUCUGUGAGGGCCCCACCCAACCGAACCAUAUUUGACAGUGACUUGAUAGACAUUUCUGUGUACAACGGGGGCCCAUGCCCACCGAGCAGCCACUCGGGCAUUAGUGCCGCCACCUGCAGCAGUAACGGGAGGAUGGAGGGGCCGCCCCCGACCUACAGCGAGGUGAUGGGCCACUAUCCAGGCUCUUCAUUCUUCCACCACCAGCACAGCAACUCGCACAGGGGCAGCAGACCACAGUUUCAGCAGAACCAUUCAGAGAGCACAAUAGUACCCGUCAAGGGCAAAGACAGGAAGCCUGGGAACCUGGUCUGAUCCCUCCAGUGUGUACUUGAAUGAGGAGAGAGACACCAAGGCAGAAGGAGGCAGUGCAGGCCUUUCCUGCACAGUGUUGUCCAGUUUUACAUGGUACAACUAAGUAAAACCAAAUGUGCAAACAUGGUCUUUGUUUCUGUUCCUUUCAGGGGAAUUGCAUGCAAAGGAGACUAAACAAUGCAA